Messenger RNA from Triticum aestivum (bread wheat), 1917 nucleotides. Its product is annotated as multiprotein-bridging factor 1c. Gene Ontology annotation, cellular component: nucleus. The transcript is spliced from 8 exons. Gene Ontology annotation, molecular function: RNA-DNA hybrid ribonuclease activity; DNA binding. NCBI's taxonomy places the organism in Eukaryota, Viridiplantae, Streptophyta, Magnoliopsida, Poales, Poaceae. The record is from RefSeq and is a predicted model, not a curated record. Bases 148 to 1566 code for a protein of 472 amino acids.
CACAGGAGUAGGAAAGAGAGGAGAGGAGGGGAGAGGAAAGGAGAAGGCUGUUGUCAGAGCCAGACUAGAGGAGAGGACAGGAGAGAGAGGAGAGGAGAGGAGAGGAGAGGAGAGGAGAGGAGAGGAAGACGCGGCCGGGGACACGAAAUGGCGUCUCUCCUGCUCGCCGGUGGUGCAGCAGGUGCACGCCGCUCGGAAUUCAUGGUGGCCGGACUCCGGGCAUUUGCAGGGGCAUUUUCUCAAUCAAGUUCCCGGAUGGAUGAUGUGAACCAAUCUCCAAGAGUAGGAAUAAACACAAAUGUGGAGCAUCCUACUGUCACAAGCAUCAAGCUGGAUGAUGUGAACCAGUCUCCAAGAGGAGGAAUAAACACAAAUGUGGAGCAACCUACUGUCACAAGCAUCAAGCUGGAUGAUGUGAACCAGUCUCCAAGAGGAGGAAUAAACACAAAUGUGGAGCAACCUACUGUCACAAGCAUCAAGCUGGAUGAUGUGAACCAGUCUCCAAGAGGAGGAAUAAACACAAAUGUGGAGCAACCUACUGUCACAAGCAUCAAGCUGGAUGAUGUGAACCAGUCUCCAAGAGGAGGAAUAAACACAAAUGUGGAGCAACCUACUGUCACAAGCAUCAAGGAAAGCAUGGGGAACUCACAGAGAGCUUCCACUCCACACCCAUCAGAUCUGCUUAAAUUUACAAAGCUUAAAACUGAUACGGAAACAAAUCCUUUCUCAAUCGGGUUUGGCAAUGCUGCUUCGGGCGACGUGCAAAAGUUUCUGGAUAUAUUGCAUGCUGACGAGGAGUUCUACAAGGAGAGUAUCGAGGAGAAUGUACUCAAGGAGAUGUAUUUCAGUGUGGUGAGGCCUGCACUUAUUCCCAGAUGUCUGAUUUUCCCCUAUGAAAUUGGGAAUAAACAUGCUCCGGGUCUGCAUGAGGCCUACAAAACGAUCACCAAACGAGAGGAGCCACUCUACAUUAGCUCUCGGGAUCUCAUGAUCACCUUGAGCUCUAUGGCAAACGAGCACUGGGUUCAUUUACUGAACUUCUUCAGUGACCAGCGUGUUCUUGUCAUUGAAGAUUGGUGUAACUCGUACGGAACAUUGUUCGGAGCUGGGCGCUACGAUCAUGGCUUCAACUGCGCCCCCACCGGUGAAAUGUGCUUUAAGGGCGAGUGUGAUGCAUCAGUGAAGGGUGGAAUGGCAAGAAUCUGUUGUAUCAUUUGGAGAGGAAACCAAAUUGUUGCUUGCCAAGUCCUUACUGAUAUUCCUUGUCAGGUUAAAAAAGAUGACCGGAAGGGCAAAUCUGCCUCAGCCAGGGCUGAAGCACUCGCUAUGUUCUAUUUAUUGAAAUUGGCUAUUUCAUUGGGAAUUGACAAGUUGCAAGUCAGCACUGACAAUCGCACGGUAGAUGAGGUGCUGCGAGGAACCCAUGAAAUCUCUGAGGAAAAUGACUGCAAGAGGAUUUAUGAAGUAUUGAGGUCUCUAAAACGAUGCUUCAAUAUUUUGAUCUCUAGGUGGGAACCUAGAUGCAACUUAUCUUUUGUCGAUCAGAUGAUACAACAAUUUGAUUAGGGGAGCACUCCAGACCACGUAAGCUUUGUAAAAGUUCAAGCUUUACUCGGGAAAUGGUCCCAUUCUCUCGAUGGCUACCCUGUGUUCAGUGUCAAGCAAAGGAAAAAAUGCCAUUUGAUCAAACACUUAAAUGACAGGGCGGCAUCUCUUGAAAGGAUUGAGGAAAUGUGCUAUCUGGAAGUUGAUGAAGGCAGCAAAUUGGACACCAUCUGUCACAUGACUGUGGCACUUCACCCAAAGGAGUUUUUCAUCGCUGUUCAUGAGCUUGGUUCCACGUAUGAUCUCGUUGAUCGUCUGAAAGAGAUAUAUGAGGACUGUGAUGUUGCGGUGACACCAUUUGAUGAGUACUCA